AUGGUGAGGAACGUGGAUGACUUUGACUUCUGCCUGUCUUCACACGCCCAGGGCGUGCUGGAGGGUCUGCAGCGGCUGCGUGCCAACCCCAAGCUGGCAGACCUGGCAGACGUGACGCUGGUGGCGGGCGGGCGGGAGUUCCCCUGCCACCGGAGCGUCCUGGCCCUCUGCAGCCACUACUUCCAUGCCAUGUUCUCCGGUGACUUUGCUGAGAGCAUCGCAGCACGGGUGGAGCUGAAGGAGGUGGACCCUGAUGUGCUGGAGAUGCUGCUCGACUUCGCCUACACAGGGAAAGUCACCAUCAACCAGGACAAUGUGGAGGGGCUGAUGCAGACCUCCAGCCAGCUCCACUUCCCCACUAUCCAGAAGGUCUGCAGCCGCUACCUCCGGCAGCAGAUGGAUGCCACCAACUGCCUAGGUAUCUGCGAGUUUGGUGAGAGCCAUGGCUGCCCCGAGGUGUCCUCCAAGGCCUGGUCUUUCUUGCAGGAGAACUUUGAAGCUGUUUCUCAGCAGGAGGAGUUCCUCCAGCUCUCUAAGGAGAGGUUGGCUGUCUACCUCUCCAAUGACCAGCUGCAGGUGCAGGAGGAACAGAGCCUGGCUGAGGCUGUGCUGCGCUGGGUACGCCAUGACCCAGGGCCCCGAGCCCAGUUCCUGCCUGAGCUGCUGGAGCUGGCCCACCUCGUCUCACUGCCUGACCAGUACCUGCAGAACCUGCUUGCCACCGAGCCCCUUGUCCGUGACUCAGAUGCUAGCAAGGCUCUUGUGGCUCGGUCCUGUGCCACGGGUCAGAGCAGUGCUGGUGCCUGGAAGAACCCCAAAAUCCCACCACCAAAGCUGGAGGAGGUGCUGGUGGUGGUUGGUGGCCGUAUGCUGGAGGAGAGCGAGGAUGAGGCGGGGGAGCUCGAGAUGCCGGCUACACCCAGGAACUUUGCCUUCUACAACCCCAAAAGCAGGCAAUGGAUGGCACUGCCCGACUUCCCUGAUUACAACAAAUGGGGCUUUUCCUUGGUGGCUCUGAACAAUGAUGUGUAUGUCACAGGUGGCUCCCGAGGAUCCCAAAAUGACACAUGGUCGACAACCCAGGCCUGGUGCUUCUGCCUCAAGGACGGGGCCUGGAAGCCCAUUGCUUCCAUGUUGAGAGCCCGGACAAACCACACCAGCGCCGUCCUCAAUGGCGAGGUCUAUGUUAUUGGGGGGACAACGGUGGAUGCCGUGGAGGUGGAGCGCUAUGACCCCUACAACAAGAGCUGGUGUGCCAUCAGCCCAGCCCCCAAGUACGUCAGCAAUUUUGCAGCUGCCAGCUGCUUGGGCAAGCUCUACCUGGUGGGCUCCUGCGCUGUCAAGUACAAUGCCCUCACCCUGCAGUGCUACAACCCUGUCCAAGAUUUGUGGAGUGUGAUCACAUCUCCCUUCAUCCCCAAGUACCUGUCAGCACCACGCUGUGCCACCCUGCGUGGGCUCAUCUACCUCAUUGGGGACAACACCAAGAAGGUCUACGUGUACAACCCAGAGGCCAACAUCUGGCAGAAGGUGCAGCUGCUCCACACACUCCAUGAGAACGGUGGGAUGGUGGCACUGGGCGACCGGCUCUUUGUCACAGGCGGCCACUGGAAGGGCAUGGAUGGGGACUACCGGGUGGAGAUGGAGGUGUAUGACUGCACCAAGGACCUCUGGACGCGGGAGGGCUCCCUGCCAUGCCUCUGGCUCUUCCACAGCUCCUCAUCCAUCUUCAUGGACACCUCCAAGUGGACAGAGGCUUUCCAAGGUGACCAUGGAUGGUAG
Chaetura pelagica (chimney swift) is the source of this 1782-nucleotide messenger RNA. It is a transcript of the gene KLHL30, whose product is annotated as kelch-like family member 30. The record is from RefSeq and is a predicted model, not a curated record. The transcript has 8 exons. Bases 1 to 1782 code for a protein of 593 amino acids. Gene Ontology annotation, molecular function: protein binding. Lineage: Eukaryota; Metazoa; Chordata; Aves; Apodiformes; Apodidae.